GAGCUCGGCAGUGAGUCGAGUUCAACUCGACUCGAACGGACUCGAGUUUAUUCAGUUUACUCAGUUGGUGCAACGCGGGUCGGCAUUGUGGGUCUUUCGUCAGCGAAAUAAUAACAUCAUUCGGUUGUAUAUAUUUUUUUAAUGUGAUCCUAAAAUGAGCUAAGCAGGAAACAAGCCGCCACCGCAAUGCUAGCCAUAAACACUCUGAGCCUUUUAGGCCUUUUCGGCCUGGUCAGAAGCUAUCAGAGCCACCAGCCCCUGUUGAGGAAUAUUAUUAAAGUGCGAGCCAGUGGCUUUAUGCCCUUUGAAUCGGAUCUGCUGUUGCCUUUGGGAAUCCUCAGGCAAUUUCAGUCGCCGGAUCGUUCUUCGCGUUUUAUGGCCCCAAGGCCGAAGCCGACAUUCCGGCCCAAACCAAUCCGGCAACAGGUGCGCCUGGAGAGAGCCCAUCCCCUGCGUGAGUCCAAGGGUGUUCAGCUCUACAAUCUAAUAGACGAUGAUGGAGAGUUGCUGCUCAAUCUGAAGGUCCAUCAGGAGCCGCCAAAGAUCCUUCCACCGGAGGAUAAGACCCCGUAUCGCAGCAAAUACCAUCAGGACUACGAUUCACCUUGGCUGCCUUCGAAGUGGCGACCCACCAGCGAGUAUCCUUUGGCGGUGACCUCGUCCUCGCCACGCCCACUGCCACUGCAUCAGUAUCUGAGUCAAAGCAAUCGCCUGGAGCCGAGUCCUGCGAAACGAAGGCGCCAGGACAUUUGGCCGCACAAGUAAUAAACAAUCAGACAGGAGCUGAUUAUUU
Molecule: messenger RNA, 793 nt
Organism: Drosophila bipectinata
Lineage: Eukaryota; Metazoa; Arthropoda; Insecta; Diptera; Drosophilidae
Source: RefSeq, a predicted model, not a curated record